CGUGUGUAUGCUGAAGCUUGUAACAAAUUGCAGCGAGGGCUUCAUUCACUGCGCUCCAUCAGUUUUGCUGCACCAACAGGUCGAACUUGCGAUAUUCCCUCUUGGGGUUGCCAACUGCUUAUUUAGUCAUUGUAGCGAGGCUAACCUAUUUCGCUGGGAGCCAAGAACGCGGUGUAAUGUCAGAAAGCCGUGCCGAGUUCCAGGACUUUGCCCCAACAUCUAGAAAGCAUGUUGGUGGGCCGCAGGCCCAGCUAGGGCCCGGCCUGCAGCCACUGGAAGAGGCCAAGCUGCCGGUCAACCUGGCUCGUUCGCGUGUGGUGCACGACGGCGCUGACCUGAUCGACGACCCGGAUUCCUUUGUCGCUACGACCACCAAGCAGGCGGUGGCUGCGGCCGGCCCCAUGUUGAGCUCCUACCAGGCCAUGCAAGCCGGCAUGCCGCUGGAGCAGAAGAAGCGCACGGGCAAGAAGUGUGUGGCGCCGCAGGAGGUGCCGGGCGCGGGCCGGGGCGGGGGGCUGUUCUUUGGCUCAGCGCCCGCACCCAGCAGCACACGCGUGGACCCGGGGAUAGCGCUAGAGCUGGGCACCACAAAGCAGAGCUCCCACAUCCCCGGCUACAGCGGCCACAUACCCAAGACCUCCACAACCGCGGACCCCGCACCUCAUCGCACGCACGACAAAUCGCUGCUUGUUGAGAACUUCAAACCGUACGGCGCUGGGUACACAGGGCGGAAGGGGUGAACGCCGAAGGCAGGCGUACGCGGCGUGUAGAUCUUUAGUGUGGAAAGCGCAUGUGCGCAGCCGCGCUGCCGGUGUUCGGGGAAAAUAAAGUGAUGCAUGUCUAGCGAUGGGGCAGGCUGGCUGGAUGAGUCAUCUAAGGCCAGCCACGUGUGUGUGCCAAGUGUACAUGCCGUCACGCGCACGGACUGGGCAGCUCAGGGGAGUAGGUGGGUUUGCUAGGACCUCGUGGUGCAUACAUGGAAGACUCUUCAUGUAAGACUACAAAGCG
Molecule: messenger RNA, 1008 nt
Organism: Chlamydomonas reinhardtii
Lineage: Eukaryota; Viridiplantae; Chlorophyta; Chlorophyceae; Chlamydomonadales; Chlamydomonadaceae
Exons: 6
Coding region: 177-740 (187 amino acids)
Source: RefSeq, a predicted model, not a curated record